UGUAUAAAAUUUUAUUUUAAUAAGUUUUCUGUUUAAAAUUAAAUCAAUCAAAAAUUAAAUCAAUGUUAAUUGUAAUAUAACGAAAGUAUGCUAUAAUACAUUCUUUUAUUUACGACAAUUUUGUUUACAUAUAUAUAAGACUUAACUUUUUGUGCUGUACAUAAUUUAAAACGUGAUUAUUACAAAUUCAAAAAUUGUGUCUUGCUUUAACUCAAAUCACGGAUUCUUCAAUCAAUUAAAUAUUGUUACCACAAAUAAUUAAUGAAGAUAAUUUAAGUAAAGGAGUUUGCACAUUCAAUCAUGGAUCAAUUGGACAACUUACAAAAUAUUCUAUUGAGCAAUGAUAACUCGAAAAACUUUUUAAAUUGCUCCGAUGUACCAUCUAUUUGUAAACAAGAACCUUGCAUGCUCGGGGUUGAUGAAGCAGGACGUGGUCCGGUUUUAGGACCAAUGGUUUAUGGAAUUGCUUAUUGUCCAAUAAAUCAAAGUGAAAUAUUAAAAUCUCUAGGAUGUGCAGAUUCUAAAGCAUUAACAGAAGAAAAAAGAAAUGAGAUAUUAAUUAGUAUGUUGAGUGAAGGGAGUGCUAAAAAUAAUGUCGGUUGGGCAGCUGAAGUAAUAUCACCGAAUUACAUAUCGAAUUCUAUGUACAGAAGAGCUAAAUGUUCUUUAAAUGAGGUUUCAAUGAAUUCUGCCAUAGGUUUAAUAAACAAGGUGAUUGAAAUGGGAGCAAACAUAUCCGAGGUGUAUGUGGACACAGUUGGACCCCCUGAGAAGUAUCAGGCAAAAUUGAGUGAAAUAUUUCCAUCAAUUAAAAUUACCGUUGCCAAAAAGGCUGAUUCAUUGUACCCCAUAGUGUCCGCUGCGAGUAUUGUGGCCAAGGUGACGAGAGAUCAUGCGCUCAAAGUGUGGCAGUUUCGUGAGGGUCUGGAACUUGAUUACAAAGAGUUUGGGAGUGGUUAUCCUGGAGAUCCAUUAACCAAAAAGUUCAUACAAAAUAAAGUUGAUGAAGUAUUUGGCUAUCCGUUGCUUGUAAGAUUCAGUUGGUCAACAGCCGAACUAAUGCUGCAUCAAAAAGCAGCUAAAUGUACUUUCGAAGAAGUUGAGGAACCAGGAAGCAAUAAAAACUCACCAAGAACAAAACCAAUUAGCUCAUUCUUCGCGCCAAAAUUAGGAAACGACGAAGCCAAGAAGAGAAAACAGCACAAGUUCUUUGAAGAAAGAUGUCUCAAUAGAAAUAAUCCAUUCGAAUAAUUAAUGUCAGACCAAUUGAUAAAAUAAAUGUAUUUACUGAUAAAA
Molecule: messenger RNA, 1296 nt
Organism: Leptidea sinapis
Lineage: Eukaryota; Metazoa; Arthropoda; Insecta; Lepidoptera; Pieridae
Product: ribonuclease H2 subunit A
Exons: 5
Coding region: 301-1251 (316 amino acids)
Biological process (GO): DNA replication, removal of RNA primer; mismatch repair
Cellular component (GO): ribonuclease H2 complex
Molecular function (GO): RNA-DNA hybrid ribonuclease activity; RNA binding
Source: RefSeq, a predicted model, not a curated record